Messenger RNA from Lampris incognitus (smalleye Pacific opah), 3796 nucleotides. It is a transcript of the gene cdkal1, whose product is annotated as CDK5 regulatory subunit associated protein 1-like 1. NCBI's taxonomy places the organism in Eukaryota, Metazoa, Chordata, Actinopteri, Lampriformes, Lampridae. The transcript is spliced from 16 exons. The record is from RefSeq and is a predicted model, not a curated record. Bases 126 to 1841 code for a protein of 571 amino acids. Gene Ontology annotation, biological process: tRNA methylthiolation. Gene Ontology annotation, cellular component: endoplasmic reticulum. Gene Ontology annotation, molecular function: 4 iron, 4 sulfur cluster binding; tRNA (N(6)-L-threonylcarbamoyladenosine(37)-C(2))-methylthiotransferase activity.
GCGGACAGAGCCCCAUGACAACUCUGUUUUGGUAGUUUUAACCCUUGUUUACAACAUAGUGAAACGAUAUUAACGCGGACUUCCAAAGUCACGUGCAAAGUCACCAUAUAACCUCACAGACCAUCAUGCCAUCGGCCUGUGACUCUUCGAUUGAGGACAUUGAGGACAUGGUGUCUGCUAGCGACCCCACCCCUCAGGACAGACAGUCUGCCAGGAAAAGUGUCGUACCCAGGGCAAGGAAGAGAAAAGAGCAACUGAUCAAUGAGGAGCUCCAAGCCGACAGCGUUAUCCCCGGGACCCAGAAAAUCUGGAUGAGAACAUGGGGCUGCAGCCAUAACAACUCAGAUGGAGAGUACAUGGCCGGACAACUUGCUGCCAGUGGCUACAGAAUGACUGAUGACCCGUCAGAAGCAGACCUGUGGCUGUUGAACAGCUGUACAGUGAAGAACCCUGCCGAAGACCAUUUCAGAAACUCCAUCAAGAAAGCCCAGGAGCAACAGAAGAAGGUGGUGGUAGCAGGUUGUGUUCCACAGGCUCAGCCCCGCAUGGACUACCUCAAAGGACUCAGCAUCAUAGGGGUCCAGCAGAUUGAUCGUGUGGUUGAAGUAGUCGAUGAGGCUGUUAAAGGGCACUCAGUGCGGCUGUUGGGUCAGAAAAAAGACGGAGGCAAGAGGCUAGGAGGAGCCAGACUGGACCUGCCCAAAAUACGAAAGAACCCUCUCAUAGAAAUCAUCUCCAUUAACACUGGGUGUCUGAAUGCGUGUACCUACUGUAAGACUAAACAUGCCAGAGGAGACCUGGCCAGUUACCCCAUAGAUGAACUGGUGGAGAGGGCCAGGCAGUCCUUCCAGGAGGGAGUGUGUGAGAUCUGGUUGACCAGUGAAGACACAGGGGCCUACGGCAGAGACAUCGGGACUGACCUGCCCUCCCUGCUGUGGAAGCUGGUGGAGGUGAUCCCUGAAGGAGCCAUGCUGCGGCUGGGCAUGACCAACCCACCCUACAUCCUGGAGCACCUCGAGGAGAUGGCCAAGAUAUUGAGUCACCCCCGGGUCUACGCCUUCCUCCACAUCCCCGUGCAGUCGGCCUCAGAUAGCGUCCUGAUGGACAUGAAGAGAGAGUACUGUGUGGACGAUUUCAAGAGAGUGGUGGACUUCCUCAAAGAGAGGAGGUGUAAUGCCUUCUUCAAGAAGUGUAACGGCCUGGGUUCAUUUGGCGUGAUCACAUAUGCACCAGCAGCUGCUGGGUCAAGGGCCGAGUCCGUGUUAGACGCUGAGAUGGACUGGGUCCAGGAGAAAUUUGAACAGAGCACCACUGAUCCCAGUGAAACCCUCACCGGGAGACGCAGUAGACGCAAUAAAAAACAGAGGACUAAAGAGCUGUCCCAACUCUUUCACUCCUACAACCCCUAUGACCAUAAGGUAGGAGAAAGACAGCAUGUGCUGGUGACGGAGAAGUCUUUCGAUGCCCAGUACUACGUGGCUCACAACAAGUUCUAUGAACAGGUGCUGGUGCCCAAGAGGCUUGCGUUCAAAGGGAAGAUGAUCGAAGUGGACAUCUACGAGGCGGGAAAGCACUUCCUGAAAGGACAACCAGUAGACGACUGUGAGCCGUUCACGCCCUCCAUCGCGACACCGCUGCAGAACGGACAGGUGUCUGGACUGACGCAGGAACAAACGGCCAUUUUGGCAAAUGGUCUCCGUGGUCCCGCUUCAACUCCCUCUUCAUCUGGCUCCUUCUUGAUUGGCUCCUAUAGCCUGGACAGGGAGGGACUGAAGAUGCUGGGGAUGGGGCUUGCACUCACGGCAGCCAUUUUGGCCUUCAUUCUGGAGAAGCUGUACUGACAAACGGUUCAGACAUCUGAGAUUUGACAAGAAUGUGAGACGGAGAGAGGGUAUUGUUGGAGGGCGAAAAUAGUGACGGGACUCUCUUCUGCUUGGCGUCCUUGAGCAGACUCACAUAUUUCAUCUUAAAAACACCGGAAGGGUUGAUGAAGAAUUAACAGGAGGAGGUGAUGUCCACAGAGUCCAGUGGUUGUGCUGUGAGAUUGUUUUUAAUGAAAAAAGUAGAAUUUUCCACCGCACAGUCAUUUUACUUCACACGCCGCUCCAGUGAAGUCAGUGUUUCUUAUUUCUUUGCCGCGGCAAGUACAAAUAACAAUACAAACAAUGUGAUAAAAUGCUAUAAGGGCCAUGUGCGUCCAUUACUAUUUCAGAGAGAACAGGUUUUUUUUUUUUAAAUUUUGUUGAGUACAAAUCACCUUCAAGAUGUUAUAGAUCCCUAAGCGAAUCCACUAUGUAAAAAAAAAAAAACGCAGCCUGUAUGAAGAUUUGAAAAUGCUUCGCCCUGCCAGAAAUGUUUGUCGGGAUUGCACAGUGUGAAGCUUUGCUCCUCAGUCAUUGACGACUGUUAACUGAUUUUAUAUUGAAACUUGAGUUAACUUCAAGUGUGUAGACACAUCAAGAUUUGUGGGUUUUCUCCGACACACAGCAAGCUUAAGCAGUAGGAAUAAAACUGGCCAGGGUUGCUUUAAAAUUUUUCAAUGGUUGAGCUGCGUUGAAGGGGUUAAAAGAAGAGCGAAGGCUUAGAGUCACAAUUGUCUUUUUUUUUAAGUGUAAUGAUACAGUGGGGACCCAAGGCGAUGCGACAAUGGGCACCACCAAGGUGUCUGCCAAGCUGGCUUGAGCACACGUCAUCGUGCUGGCAUGUGAGAUGAGUUAGCCGACAUGAAAUCUGAAAACUUUUCAGUCUGCAUUUGGAGAGGGCUCAAAAAACGUGCUACCGGGCGUCCGGGUAGCGUAGCGGUCUAUUCCGUUGCCUGCCAACACGGGGAUGGGCGGUUCGAAUCCCUGUGUUACCUCCGGCUUGGUCGGGCGUCCCUACAGACACAAUUGGCUGUGUCUGUGGGUGGGAAGCUGGAUGUGGGUAUGUGUCCUGGUCGCUGCUCUAGCGCCUCCUCUGGUCAAUCGGGGUGCCUGUUUGGGGUGGAGGGGGAACUGGGGGGAGUAGUGUGAUCCUCCCACGCACUACCUACAUCCCCCUGGUGAAUCUCCUCACUGUCAGGUGAAAAGAAGCAGCUGGUGACUCCACAUGUAUCAGAGGAGGCAUGUGGUAGUCUGCAGCCCUCCCUGGAUCGGCAGAGGGGGUGGAGCAGCGACCGGGAUGGCUCGGAAGAGUGGGGUGAUUGGCCGGGUACGGGGGGGCAUUCUACUGUUUAUUACAUGAUUGCAGUACAGAAAAGAUCAAACUGACCCACCACCGAGCUGUGUUUACCCACUUACCCUCCAUGUCUUCCUCGCGCAGCUUCCGGUCAGCAUGCACGUGUGCACAACCUGUUUUUGCAGUCAUCUUGUUGAGGAUUGAGAUGUGGUAAUGGCGGAUACAUUAGAGAAAGGAAAAUAAGAACGACGGAUCAAAGUUUAACUGUAUAAUACUCGGAUCAGAGGUCAUCUCUAACCUUAAGUUCGACUUUUCUUUUUUGACCCUGGAGAAAGACGCAUAAUUGUUAUAUUUCUAGCGGAUUGGCUUUAUUUAUAACGAGCGCUUUUGAAGUUGUUUUUAAAGCAAAGGUUUUUUUAAAUUUCAGUUGGGUUUGCGUUUUUUUUUUUUCCUUAAAUGUCAAUCUUAAGUUUGAAUAUAUUUGUAUUGUACGACCCCAUAGCAACAGAUUUUCAAUAAAUUGCCAGGCAACUGGUCAUGAAAAUGUCAGGAGAAUGUUUGCGAUUUAUUGAGGAUUAUCUUUAUACACCCGGCCUGCGGGCCCAAGUGUGCCUGCUGUUUGUGUGACGUUGCUUUUUCA